This is a messenger RNA of Saxophila tyrrhenica, 303 nucleotides long. RefSeq lists its product as uncharacterized. The record is from RefSeq and is a predicted model, not a curated record. Lineage: Eukaryota; Fungi; Ascomycota; Dothideomycetes; Mycosphaerellales; Extremaceae. The coding region runs from base 1 to 303 and encodes 100 amino acids. The transcript is spliced from 2 exons.
AUGUCCGGCAGUCCAAGCUCCACGAAAGCCCAAUGCGGCUGUCCUCAGUCGCAGAGACAUAAGGAGGAUGAGUCCGAAGAGAAUAUUGCGUGGCCAGCAUGCGACAGCACCAGCCAGGACGGCCAGCCGUCUUCAAUGGAUGUAUCCGAUCCCGGCCGCAAUGUUGCGACUUGGCUGCUCGAUACAAAGAAUCCCGCGACCCGCCAAUGCGAACCGGAAAUUUGGAAGAGCUUGUGUCAGCGUGAUGAGCUCGCUGCGGAGAUUGAGAAGAUCAGCAAGUCCGGUGAUGGAAAGUCGCAGUGA